This is a messenger RNA of [Torrubiella] hemipterigena, 768 nucleotides long. The record is from the annotation of a GenBank genome assembly. NCBI's taxonomy places the organism in Eukaryota, Fungi, Ascomycota, Sordariomycetes, Hypocreales, Clavicipitaceae.
AUGGCAACCAUCGUCAUCGUCCCGGGAUCUUUUAUUCUUGCCUCCAGCUACGAGAAACAGAUUGCGAGCCUCACAGCUGCCGGCAUCCCCGCCCAGGCUGUAGACUUACCUUCCGUCGGCCCUCGCGCUGAAGGCGCUGCCACCAUGACCGACGAUGUCGAUGCGAUUGUGCGUGUUGUUGAGCCGCUACUGGACGCAGGCACCCAGGUUGUUCUCAUGACGCACUCGUACGGCGGCAUCCCCGGGACGCAGAGCAUGCAGCACAUUUCCAAGAAGUCGAGAGAGGCUGCAGGCAAGAAGGGCGGCGUCGACACCAUCAUCUACUUGACGUCUCUGAUCCUACCUGUUGGCAUGUCCAGCACGGAUAUGAUGGGCGAAGAUCUAGGCGGACGCGCAACGCUCAAAGACAACGUUUUGCACAUCAACGACCCCUCCGAGCAAGAAACGAUAACCUUUUCGGAUCUCGAGCCUGCCGAGGCCAAGAUCUGGGCGGCAAAGCUCACCACGCACUCGUACCUCAGCUUUUCUGAGAAGCUCACGUAUCCGGGAUACAGCGAUGCCAAGGUGCACUAUCUUCUGGCAGAGAAGGAUAAGCUUGUCCCCCCAGAGUCGCAGCGGUCCAUGAUUGAGCUGCUCAAGGCCAACACUAGCCAUGUGGAGGUGCACUCUAUGCAGGUUGAUCAUUGUCCUAUUGCCAGCAAGCCAGCCGAAGUGACUGCCGUUGUGAAGAGCAUUCUUGCCCGCCCAGACGCCAAGCCGAGUUUGUAG